AUGAAUGUUGCGUAUACUUGUCUAUGCGUGCGUAUAUGUAAGCGCGUGACGUCACAGUCUUCAAGGAUUGUAAUUGGACGUUUUUGCCCGCGCAUUGCUUAUCCGAUGUAUCUUCAUCACAGUUCGCCGAAGCGACUGCUCCACACUAUACCAGUAGAUGUCGUCGUGCGAACGUGUCUUAUUUUUAGCGAUCAUGUAGCCGCCUUGGUAGUACCGUCCAUUCAGAUUACUGUUGCGUACACAGGUUCGAAACCACCAUCCACAGUGGAACUUCACAGCGCAGUUCUCCAUCAGGGUCGCCGAUUUACGGUCGAAUGUUGUAAAGGGUCCGAUGUGCAAUCGAAGGCCGCUGCUGCCGACGCCUUGGCCUUGUCAAGGCGUUGCUUUUUAGUUGACACAGAACACCUUUUUAGUUGCUGUUGCUUCCGCCUUUUUUACUUUCUUUUUAUUUGUUUGGUAGUUUUUUUCUUUUUUUUUCUUCUUUUCAUGUGGCAUCUUUCUUUCUUUUCAACAGUUUUUCUUUUAUUCCUUCAUUCUUUCGUUCAUCUCUCUCUCUCUCUCGAUUUUUUUCUUCGUCUCUUUCAGUAUUUACUAUUUACCUUCUGCUAUUUUUUCUUCUUCCUCGUAUUCAUGUUUCUCGCUGAAGGUUUUUUUUUUCUGCAUUGCUUUCUUUCUUAA
This is a messenger RNA of Acanthosepion pharaonis, 678 nucleotides long. Lineage: Eukaryota; Metazoa; Mollusca; Cephalopoda; Sepiida; Sepiidae. The record is from the annotation of a GenBank genome assembly.